UUUGUGACAUGAAGUAGAUUUUGCCUUUCAUCUUUUAAAAGAACAAUAAUAAGUGGAUUACACCGAACUCAUCUGAUCAGUGAUCACACGCAAUAGCAUAAUGCACAUCAGAAUGUGAAUUUAUUAGGCAUUCCCUGUCCAGGCCUUUGUCCAUUUGUCCACUUUUGGUGCGUGGACGGUAUGAUAACAAGAAUUUGCAUUGCCGGGAGUGUAAAAUUUGUUAUUAUGAAUGCCGCCCCUUGUAUUUCUCAUCUGCCUCUUGUAAAAAAAGUUACUGAAACCACUGAAUUAACUUUGUUACAGAUCUUUAUCCUGAAGUGUCCAUCAAAAACAUUGAAAGAGAUAGAGAACAAAAGUGUCCAACGCAGUUGGGAAAAUUUAUGGCAAUUGGAAAAAACAAGAAAAAACUUGUGCAAUUUCUGUUUGCUGAAUGGCAAUAGUUUGAUGGGAAGAGCCUUUACAUGAAUGUUGAGACUUUGUGUUACCAUUUCAAGGCUUCAGAAUAUUCCCCUAGGUCAACUAUAGUUGAAUCCGCCCCCCUACUAAACUCUUCACAAGAACAAGCAGAUAAAUGUAUGCAAUUACAUGCAGCACAUGCCUCGAAAGAUGGUCAUUCAAGCAUUAUUUUACUAAGCAAUGAUACAGAUGUCGAGGUGCUGUGUUUAUAUCAUCAGGAUAGUAUUUCUGCAAAACUUGAUGUCUCCACUCUGGCCUCUCAGUUAGGCCAUCCUUUGUGUAAAUCUUUGCUUGGUUUACAUGCACUAAGUUGUUGUGAUUCAACAAGUGCAUUUUCGAUGAAGGGCAAGCAAAGCAUUUUUCAACUUGCGAAAGUAGAUAAUGCUAUGCAA
This is a messenger RNA of Owenia fusiformis, 848 nucleotides long. The record is from the annotation of a GenBank genome assembly. NCBI's taxonomy places the organism in Eukaryota, Metazoa, Annelida, Polychaeta, Sabellida, Oweniidae.